This is a messenger RNA of Sitophilus oryzae (rice weevil), 2959 nucleotides long. It is a transcript of the gene Blot, whose product is annotated as sodium-dependent nutrient amino acid transporter 1-like. Gene Ontology annotation, biological process: sodium ion transmembrane transport. Gene Ontology annotation, cellular component: membrane. The record is from RefSeq and is a predicted model, not a curated record. Bases 292 to 2907 code for a protein of 871 amino acids. Lineage: Eukaryota; Metazoa; Arthropoda; Insecta; Coleoptera; Curculionidae. The transcript has 14 exons.
UACACCUGCCCGGCCAGGUAAAACUGAUAAGUUUUGUCAAACGCACUAUCGCCAUUCGCUCGUUUCGUUAUUCCCAAGCGAUACGCGGCGCCUGUACUCGAUCCUGACGACGGGAUUCUUCGAAAAUCACUCGAAACGUCGUAAUUAUCGGUCGGUGCGAGAGAAAACGAGAAGAAAACGGUGAUAACUCGGUAUUUAGCCGGUAAAUGCCGGCACAGAUUGACUGUGAUUUGCGAUAGGACCGGAAAGAGUUCUUCAUGAUGUAAAUAGUAACAGAAAUUGAUCGGAUUUAUGGAAAAAAGAAGAAUCAUGACAGAAAAGUGGGGAAAUAGUGUCAAAAGAAGUGAUUCACAAUCGAUUGAUAAAAAAUGGAAAGACUCGGAACCUAUGUACAAACCGAAACUACUGACCCAUUCGCCAUCUUUGAGGGCAAUGAGGAACUACAACGACCUCCCGAUUGACGGUACUUCCCCUGGAACAGGACAGGACAAUCAGGGAUACGAGGCGGACUUCCAAUACGAGUACUACAUUCAUCCAGACUAUACGGUGAACGAUGGCAGCAAUUCCAAAACCUCGAACUACGAGUAUCCCACGAUGAGUACCGUGUCCCUAAAAACGGUCUCUGGUGGAUCUGAACUGAACUCCAACGUGGACACUGCCGAAAUGGGGUCUUCUGUCAAAUUAGUUACUGAAAAAGUGGAAAGAUCGUGUCAAACAUGGUGUUCCCAUAUUUCUACCAUUAUCUGUACCAUAUCCAUUGCAAUGGGCCUAGGGAACCUCUACAGACUGCCCAACGCCACCCUAGUUCAUGGAGGCUUACCCUUUUUGGUGAUCUACGCCAUAUUAACUGUGAUAAUUGGCCUCCCCUUACUGUUCCUCGAAUUGGGCGUUGGCCAAAUGGCCCAGGAGGGCUUCAUUAAGAGUUGGAGAGCCGUGCCAUUUUUUAAAGGUAUAGGAUACAUUAAGUUGCUAGCUGGUUGUUUUUUAAGUAUCUACUACCCCCUGUAUAUGGGUCUUGCCAUAAUGUACCUUAUCUGGGUCCUGAAAGGUACUAUUCCUUUUGCCGAGUGCAACAAUGGCGUGGUCAUAACCGAAGAUGGAUACACGGCAACACCUAAAAAUGGACAGGAGUGUCUCAGGAGUACUUUUAUUAAAAGACCUUUUGAGGACCCUGUAUAUUUUGGAAUAUACACUGCAGUGUUGUUUUUCAUUUGGGUAAUCGUUACUUUAAUAUCAAUCAAACGAACUAAGAGCUAUAUAAGGUCAUUGUUAGUUUUAUUUUUCCCAACUUUGGCAUGUUACAUAGCUUUGACGACAAAAUCUAUACUUCUGGAGUCGGAAUUGUCCGUUUUGUGGAUAUUUUUUCAAAAUGUAGAUUGGAGUUUGCUCGGUAAAGCUGAGAUAUGGUAUUACGCUACUAUACAAAUAUUUUUUUCCACAAACAUAGGCUUUGGAUCAUUCGUUACCAACGCUGGGAUAAUGUAUAACAAAGUGAACCCAUUAUGGACUGCUCUUGGUUAUAUAUCAACGAAUCUUCUUUUUGGAACUGGCACUGUGAUUAUAUCAAGCAUUUUAACUCAAAAUGUCAACCUGUCUUCAUCAUCCAAUCCAGAAAUUACAGAAGUGAACUUGUUUGCGUCCAUCUAUGACUCAAUUCUUGCGAAAAACAAUACGGAGUUCACCUUCUGGAUGAUAGCUCUGUAUUUGCUGUUUGUGUUUUCGGGCCUAGUCAGCAUGGCUACACUGACCUAUACUUUACUCAAAGCAAUAUACGGUCAUGAUGGAAUCAGGUUAAAAAGAUGGCAAACAAGUCUUAUUUUCGGAUUUUGUGGAUUUUUCUUCGGAACUUUGGUACUAUUACGGUACGACUUUGAAUUAGUACGGUUACUAGAUCACUACGUAGUGGGAAACUUGAUUUUGGUCACUGUAGUGAUCGAAGUUAUAGCUUUUGUAGCUUUUUAUGGUACUACAAGACUUCAAUCUGACUUUGAAUUCAUUCUGGGUCGACUUUUGUCGAAAUUCUGGCUGUUUUUGUGGUGGUUCAUACCCAUUUUCCUUACUGCCAUCUUCGUAUGGGGUUUGGUAACUCUACCAUUCGAAGGUACAUACAAAGAAGACUCAAUUUGGUUGUACGCAGUCGGCUGGAGCAUGGUACUCAUAGCUUUCCUGUUUGUUUUUGUCAUGGGAGUAUUUGUCAUGCGGAAGCAAGAUGGAUAUACAGCAGUAGACAAACUGAAAGCUUCUCUGGAACCAUCCCACAACUGGGGUCCCAAAGAUCCCAUGUUGCGUCAUGAAUGGGUCCAGUGGAACACGAAAAGCCAGACCGGUGAACGGGACUUCACUCUGAAACGACGCGGUACCAAAGAUUAUACCAGGACCAUCAAGAAGAAGGCUAAGAAAGAAGCUAGAGAAUUGACAGCCAUGUCAAUUGCUGGAGCCUACUUUCAGAGAGAUGUGAAUUCUUUGGGUAGACCCAGCAAUAAUAAUAUCAGUAGUAUCAGGAUUAAACCUAGACUCAGCAAUGAAGGAAAUGGUAUUAAGGAGAACAAUAGAUUGAGUAAUGGAGGAAAUUAUGAUGAGUUGUACUAUGUUAGUAGUGAAAUGAAGAAUAAUAUAGAUACAUCACCAGAAAGAAAUUCACUACAGAAAGACAUUGCCAGAAAGUACAAUCACCAUCACCAUUCAAACAGAAACACCUAUCCAGAGUACCACACUAAGGAGUACCAGGAAGAACACGUUCGUCAGAGUUAUCCAGUAAAAACUUCGAAAAAAAUCCAGGAUAGUGACGACCAUUCUGAAGGAUACGGUACUUUCAGGAAUAAGGGACCUUAUGUCAUUGAAGGUGACGAUAUUGGUCACGUUUGUUACAGGAAAUACAGUAAAGAUGAAGAAGUUACAGAGUUAUAACUAUAAAAAAAACUUGAUGGGAAAGUUAUUUUUUCAAAGUUCCAGAUGAAAA